Molecule: messenger RNA, 450 nt
Organism: Sparassis crispa
Lineage: Eukaryota; Fungi; Basidiomycota; Agaricomycetes; Polyporales; Sparassidaceae
Product: NUDIX domain-containing protein
Exons: 3
Coding region: 1-450 (149 amino acids)
Biological process (GO): dGTP catabolic process
Cellular component (GO): cytosol
Molecular function (GO): 8-oxo-7,8-dihydrodeoxyguanosine triphosphate pyrophosphatase activity
Source: RefSeq, a predicted model, not a curated record
AUGGAAGCAAGGGUCGGCGUCGGCGUGUUCGUCCUUAACGAUGAAGGCAAGUUCAUCAUGGGUCGGAGGAAGGGAAGUGUCGGCGCAGGCACAUGGGCACUUCCUGGUGGGCAUCUUGAAUUUGGGGAGUCUUUCGAAGCGUGUGCUGCGCGUGAGUUACUCGAAGAGACUGGCCUUGCCGUCGGGGACGUCCACUUUCUCACCGCCACAAACAACGUGAUGGAGGACGUGGGCAAGCACUACGUGACAAUUUUCAUGCAGUGCAGAAUUAUUGGAGAGAAGACUCAACCUGAGAUUAUGGAGCCGGAUAAGUGUGAAGAAUGGGAGUGGGCUUCCUGGGAGGAUGUCCGGUCCUGGGAAGCGUCAGGGCAGGACGAUGAACGAAAGCUAUUCCAGCCGAUCCACAAUUUAUUCGUGCAGCGACCUUUGUUUCGGCCAGCACAUAACUAA